CUGGGGGCGCGGGCGGGCGGCAUGUACCGGGCCCGGGCGGCGCGGGCGGGGCCGGAGCCCGGCAGCCCGGGGCGCUUUGGGAUCCUCAGUACCGGGCAGCUCCGGGACCUGCUUCAGGAUGAGCCCAAGCUGGACCGGAUCGUGCGGCUCAGCAGGAAGUUCCAGGGCCUGCAGCUGGAGCGUGAGGCGUGCCUGGCCUCCAACUAUGCACUGGCCAAGGAGAACCUGGCCCUGCGGCCCCGCCUGGAGAUGGGCCGAGCUGCCCUGGCCAUCAAAUACCAGGAGCUUCGCGAGGUGGCUGAGAACUGUGCCGACAAGCUUCAGCGACUGGAGGACAGCAUGCAUCGCUGGAGCCCCCACUGUGCACUGGGCUGGCUGCAGGCUGAGCUGGAAGAAGCUGAGCAGGAGGCUGAGGAGCAGAUGGAACAGCUGCUGCUGGGGGAGCAGAGCCUGGAAGCCUUCCUGCCUGCCUUCCAGCGAGGCCGGGCCCUGGCCCACCUGAGGCGGACCCAGGCGGAGAAGCUACAGGAGCUGCUGCGGCGUCGGGAGCGGUCUGCCCAGCCGGCCCCCAGUGCUGCUGCCGAUCCCCCCAAACCCUUCCCUGCUGCAGCUGUCCUACCCACUGGGGCCUCCCGGGGGCCACCAGCAGUGCCCCGGAGCCUGCCCCCCUUGGACUCCCGCCCAGUGCCCCCACUUAAGGGCUCCCCCGGGUGCCCCCUUGGCCCAGCCCCUCUGCUGAGCCCUCGGCCCUCGCAGCCAGAACCCCCCCAUCGGUAGGAUCAAGGGUGCGGCCCCCCAGUGGGGGGCCCAGACAAACUUGAUACGUGGCUCCUCCUUCUCCCCUACUGCCUGGGUGGGGGGAGGGGCAGGCCCCUCCCCCUAGCCUCAGGCAGGCCCUGGCCCUGGAGGCUGAGCUGGGGAGGAGGGUCACCUGGAAGUUGCCCAGAGAGGGCUAGGGGUAGGGUGGGCAGGGUGUUGUACCUCUAGCGCUGAAGAAACUCUGCCUUUUUUGUCUCCCCCACUGGGGCCUCCAGAGUGAUGGGCCAGCCCGGAUGAAAGAACUUUACUCACCUUUGGGGGCCUGGGAAGAUGCCUGCUUCCCCAGAGGCUCUGCCUAGGGGUGCCUGCUGCACCCUGACACUCCACUGGGCUCGCACAAUGCCAAGGCUGACGGGAGUGUUUUCCAUCAUGUCCUGAGCCUACCUUUCCCCCAAUUCUGGGGCCCACCGCCUAGGAGCCAGGUGGUCAGGCCCCAGCUGCGGGGCCAGGAACAUCAUGGACCUGGGACUACUUUGUGCCCUGCUCACGCUCCAGACCCUAGGGCAGGGUAGACCAGGGGCUUCUGACCUGCACAGGUGAGAGUGGGCCAUCCCCAGGAAAGACCAUUCUGUAUUUUUCUGUCUGUCUCCUUAGAAUGGAAACUUUUUGAGGGCAGGUCCUUGUCUUUGUAUGUUGUCCCCAGCCCCGCAUCAU
This is a messenger RNA of Cynocephalus volans (Philippine flying lemur), 1473 nucleotides long. It is a transcript of the gene VPS37D, whose product is annotated as VPS37D subunit of ESCRT-I. Gene Ontology annotation, biological process: protein targeting to vacuole; ubiquitin-dependent protein catabolic process via the multivesicular body sorting pathway; protein targeting to membrane. The transcript has 4 exons. The record is from RefSeq and is a predicted model, not a curated record. NCBI's taxonomy places the organism in Eukaryota, Metazoa, Chordata, Mammalia, Dermoptera, Cynocephalidae. The coding region runs from base 22 to 777 and encodes 251 amino acids. Gene Ontology annotation, cellular component: ESCRT I complex.